Xenopus laevis (African clawed frog) is the source of this 6919-nucleotide messenger RNA. It is a transcript of the gene insr.L, whose product is annotated as insulin receptor L homeolog. The transcript has 22 exons. Gene Ontology annotation, molecular function: insulin receptor substrate binding; protein kinase activity; transmembrane receptor protein tyrosine kinase activity. The coding region runs from base 302 to 4249 and encodes 1315 amino acids. NCBI's taxonomy places the organism in Eukaryota, Metazoa, Chordata, Amphibia, Anura, Pipidae. Gene Ontology annotation, biological process: positive regulation of phosphatidylinositol 3-kinase/protein kinase B signal transduction; positive regulation of MAPK cascade; glucose homeostasis. The record is from RefSeq and is a predicted model, not a curated record. Gene Ontology annotation, cellular component: membrane; plasma membrane; insulin receptor complex.
UAGGCAUGGGACAGGGUGUAUUGAGGGGUGAGGGGCACCCCAAUAAUAACCCCAAUAGCAAGGUGGGCUGGAAGUCACUUGUGGGAAUAAUCACCAUUUUUAUGCUUAUUCUGUGCGACCAAAGCGACGGCAAAAGUCGUAAACCAGCAUUCUUCAUUGAUGUACAGUCAUAAAAAACACCUUGUAUUCUUGCAUAAGAUGGAGUUCAAGCUCAAGCUAUACCAAUGUUUAUGGAAUAUUAUCCCCCGGUUACUAAGGAAAAUCUACAAGGGCUACCUGCAGAUGACUUGUUUGCUACAGUAUGGAUAUCCGAAAUAAUAUAAGUCAGUUCAGUAUGCUUGAGGACUGUACAGUAAUUGAGGGUCACCUUCAGAUCUUGCUUAUGUUCACCAGCAAACCAGAGAACUUCCGAGGGUUGAGAUUUCCCAAGCUCACGACGAUCACAGAUUACCUCCUGCUCUUUCGGGUCUACGGCUUAGAAAGUCUAAAGGACCUUUUCCCCAACCUUACAGUUAUCCGUGGUACUCGCCUCUUUUUCAACUAUGCCUUAGUGAUUUUUGAGAUGGUCCACCUAAAGGAGAUUGGGCUCUACAACCUAAUGAACAUUACUAGAGGGUCUGUUCGAAUUGAGAAAAAUAAUGAGCUUUGUUAUCUAUCUACGAUUGAUUGGUCCAUAAUUCUUGACUCUGUGGAGGAUAAUUACAUUGAGCUCAACAGAGACAAUAAAGAGGAGUGUGGAGAUGUUUGUCCUGGCACAGUAAAAGGCAAGAGUAAGUGCAAACAUACGUUAGUCAACGGAGCAUUGGUUGAGCGCUGCUGGACACAGGACCACUGUCAAAAAGUGUGCCCUUCAGAUUGCAAGGGGAGUGGUUGUUUGCCAGAUGGACAGUGCUGCCACCCAGAGUGCCUAGGAAGCUGCCGCAAGCCUAAUGAUCCAUCUGAGUGUACCGCCUGCCGGCAUUUCCAGAAUGAGGGUGUAUGUGUCACUGCAUGUCCCAAAGGGUCUUACCAGUUCCAGGGUUGGCGCUGCAUUGACUUCAAUACCUGUCAAGAAUUGAACAGCAGGUGCCAAAAUUCACGGGAUAACUCCUGUCCUCCAUACGUCAUCCACAAGGGAGAGUGCAUGCCAGAUUGCCCAUCAGGCUAUAUUGCCAACUCAACCACCCGUACUUGUACACCAUGCGCAGGACCUUGCCCCAAAGUUUGCACCAUCUUCCAGAAUGUCAAGACCAUUGACUCUGUGACAUCUGCUCAAGAAUUAAGAGGGUGCACAGUAAUCAACGGUAGUCUUAUCAUCAACCUCCGUGGAGGCAAUAAUAUCGCAACAGAAUUAGAAGCCAACCUGGGACUCAUAGAAGAGAUUUCUGGAUAUCUUAAGAUCAGAAGAUCAUAUGCAUUGGUGUCAUUGUCAUUCUUCCGCAAGUUGCGUUUAAUUAGGGGAGAAGUGUUGGAAGCAGGCAACUAUUCUUUCUAUGCUUUGGAUAAUCCCAGCCUACGCCAGCUGUGGGACUGGCAUAAGCACAACCUGACCAUCAUACAUGGCAAGCUCUUCUUUCAUCACAAUCCACGACUAUGUCUAUCGCAAAUUCACCAAAUGGAGGAGGUUACAGGAACAAAGGGCCGGCAGGACAAAAAUGACAUUGCCACAAAGACCAAUGGAGACCAGGCAUCCUGCGAGGACAAUUUGCUGACCUUUAACUUUAUAAAGACAUCACAUGAUAUGGUGCUGUUAAGGUGGGAUGCAUACUGGCCCCCUGAUUACAGAGACCUCUUGGGCUUCAUGGUACAUUAUAAGGAAGCCCCCUUCCAGAAUGUGACAGAAUUUGAUGGUCAGGAUGCUUGUGGUUCCAAUAGUUGGACAGUGGUAGAUAUGGAUGCCCCAGAACGAAGUGCUGAUGGCAAGACUCAGUCUCCAGGAUGUUUGCUCCGUAGCCUGAAACCAUGGACUCAGUAUGCAGUAUUUGUUAAAACACUGGUGUCUGGAUCAGAUGAAGGGAGAACUUAUGGCGCAAAAAGCAAAAUUAUCUACAUUCGUACUAAUGAAACCAUCCCCUCAGUCCCUUUGGAUCCUUUCUCUGUGUCCAACUCAACCUCUCAGAUUAUCCUGAAAUGGAAACCACCUUCUGAGCCCAAUGGAAAUGUCACCCACUACCUUGUGUACUGGCAAGAGCAGCCUGAGGACAGUGAUCUUUAUGAGGUGGAUUACUGCAAUAAAGGCCUUAAGUUGCCUUCUAGAACAUGGACUCCUCCCACAGAGAUUGAUGAAAAUGGAAAUGAAAAUCAGACAGAACAUACUUCAGUCAACAAGUGCUGUCCCUGUCCCAAAACUGAGUUCCAGAUCCAGAAAGAACAGGAUGAGUCAGCAUUCAGAAAAACAUUUGAAAAUUAUCUACACAAUGAAGUAUUUAUUCCUAGACCUGUUAGGAAACGGCGUGACCUCUUUGGAGUAGCCAAUGGAACUUUGCCAGACCCAGUGACAGCCCCUCCUCUGUUCAAUGUCUCUUCCACCCGUGCUCCUGAUGAACCAGAGCCCAAGAUAUACUCACAGAAAGUUUGGUUCAAGGAGUCUGUAUUAAUCUCUGGCUUAAAGCAUUUCACUGGUUACCGCAUUGAAAUCCAUGCAUGCAAUCACGAACUCUCCAUGGGAUGCAGCGUGGCAGCAUAUGUUAAUGCAAGGACUAUGCCAGAGGCCACGGCUGACAAAGUUGUUGGACCCAUCACCUAUGAGUAUGUUGAACCUAAUAUAAUUCACUUAAAAUGGCAAGAACCAAAAGAUCCAAAUGGGCUGAUAGUCUUGUAUGAGGUGCAUUACUCCAGAGUUGGGGGCAUAGAGGAAGUGAUCACCUGUGUGUCACAGAAGCAGUAUAACACAGACAAAGGGGCAAAACUCAGGGUAUUAACACCAGGGAAUUACAGUGUUAAGAUCCGUGCAACCUCCUUGGCAGGCAAUGGAUCAUGGACAGAACAGGCCUACUUCCAAGUGCCAGACCACCCUCACAGCAACAUAGUAAAGAUCAUCACUGGUCCAAUAAUUGCAGUCUUUCUUCUCCUUAUUGUCCUGGUGUACUGCGUUGUUCAGAAGAAAAAAGAUGCAGAAGGUCCAGCUGGACCACUGUACACCUCCUCUAACCCUGAAUAUCUGAGUGCAAGUGAAGUCUACAUCCCUGAUGAAUGGGAGGUACCACGUGAUAAGAUCAAUUUGCUUCGAGAAUUGGGCCAGGGCUCAUUUGGAAUGGUGUAUGAGGGAAUCGCCAAAGAUAUUAUCAAGGGAGAGCCGGAAGUUCGUGUAGCUGUGAAAACUGUGAAUGAAUCUGCAAGCCUCCGAGAGAGGAUAGAAUUCCUAAAUGAGGCUUCUGUCAUGAAGGCAUUCAACUGCCACCAUGUGGUCCGUCUGCUUGGUGUGGUGUCCAAGGGUCAGCCAACACUCGUCAUCAUGGAGUUAAUGGCGCAUGGGGAUCUCAAGAGUUACCUGCGCUCACUGCGACCUGAUGCAGAGAAUAACCCAGGACGUCUUGCUCCUACCCUUAAAGAAAUUAUCCAGAUGGCAGCAGAGAUUUCAGACGGCAUGGCAUAUCUUAAUGCUAAAAAGUUUGUGCACAGGGAUCUGGCUGCUAGGAACUGCAUGGUUGCUGACGAUUAUGCUGUGAAAAUUGGUGAUUUUGGAAUGACACGAGAUAUCUAUGAGACAGAUUAUUACCGGAAAGGGGGAAAAGGACUCCUGCCUGUAAGGUGGAUGUCCCCGGAAUCCCUAAAAGAUGGGGUUUUCACGGCUUUCUCAGAUGUCUGGUCCUUUGGAGUUGUAUUAUGGGAGAUAACAAGUUUGGCGGAACAGCCCUAUCAGGGACUUUCUAAUGAGCAGGUCCUAAAAUUUGUCAUGGAUGGAGGUUCACUUGACCAUCCAGAGAAUUGCCCCCCAAGGCUGCAUAGUCUGAUGCAGAUGUGCUGGCAGUAUAACCCCAAGAUGCGCCCGACCUUCUUGGAGAUUAUCGACAUGCUAAAAGAUGACCUACGUCCUAGUUUUCAGGAUGUCUCCUUCUACUAUAGUGACGAAAACAAGCCACCUGAAACAGAUGAUUUGGAGAUUGAUUUUGAGAAUAUGGAGAGCACACCCCUGGACCCUUCUUCCUGUUCAUUACGGGAUCAGUCGAGUCGGACGAACAUCUAUGAAGAACACAUCCCCUACACCCACAUGAAUGGUGGCAGAAAAAAUGGACGAAUACUGUCUUUGCCACGAUCCAGCCCAUCCUAACAUAUAAUGUUCUAAGAUUCUAAGCAUCUUAACCCUCCGUCAAUUCUCAGGACAGAACAAUGCCCAUGGCUAGAACAUCAAACCAACAACACCCUCUUCAGGUUUUGAAUUGUCUCAUUGUCUAACUGGGUUCAUGAAUUUAUUGUCAUGUUUAUUUGUUUUGUUUUCUGACAGUUUUGACAGGCUGAAUAUAGGGCAAAACUGUGAAUGGACAAACAGGAGGAUGGUCUCCAAUCUACACUAGAAUGCCUAUUUAUUUUCAGUGGCUGUUAACCAGCAGUUUCUCAGUGUGGCAUGGAUAUGAGAGGAAGAAGAGGCGUUGAAUCCAUAUCCAAUUUACCAUAAAGCACAUGUGCGCACACCAAAAGAGAAGAAAAAGUCCCUGCUGGUUCAACAUGAUAUUUUUUAAUCUGUGGCGGAUUAGCUUUUGAUGGAUCUUGGUCUCCUGCUAUGGGUUGGCCAAGCCAAAGUGAAGUUUGGAUGUUCAUUGACCUCAGAGUAUUUUAAUCCUGCUGCUUUCUCCGAGAAUGGAUGGAAACAUUUUAAGACUAGACUUGGGCAAUAAGAGAGUCUGGGAAUCUAGGACAAGCCAGAUGUACCUCACAGGGGGAAUAUCUUAACUCGGUGAUAAUCAGAAGCCCUUUCUGUCCAAUUCACCUCUUCAUUAACAUAACCUGCUGAGAAGCUUUACCUACAGUAAAGAAGCCUCUGCUACACUUAGGGUGCAAAAACCGGGCUUCUGAUUUCGACCCCCCCCCCUUCCACUCCACUGAUGGGUGUGGCUUUCCAACUUUGUUGGCAUGGACACUGUAAAGGACAGGAAAACUAGCUGUCCUGAAGGCCAACACACAUUUGGGGUCGGUUUUAUGUUUGUUUGUCAGGUAUGUUAUUGAUCAGACCAAAAAUGGAGGAAUUUCUCAACAUCCUUUUCCUCCUCCCACCUAUUCAAUCUCAAGAUCAUUGUGUAUGAUUUUAACUUGUUUUCCUUCCAUAUGGAGUCACUGGGUUGAUUUAGGUUAACUGCAUUGAGUCAUCGUGCAAUUAGUUAAUAGUCUCUUUUACAAACGCCCACCAAACAAUGGACCUCUGCAGUAUGUGGAGGGUUAUGUAGGUAAGCUAAAUCCUUCAGUAACAGAAAGACCAUGCUGCAAGUUUCUCUGGCAGAAAUAGGGGUAACCUGUUGCUAAUAGCAUCUGUGGUUAAUACAAAUACAAAAGCUUGUUUCUGAGAUCAGGAUUCCUGCCUGGUGUGCAUAAUAUUACAACUAAAUAUAUAGCAGAUGCUUCUUUGCUAUAUACAAAUAUAUAUGUAUGUAUGUUUUGUUUUUUACUGUUUUAGGUUUUGUCUUAAGAUAUAGUAUUGGUCAGAAUUCCUCUUAUGAAAAGUCUAGAUUUAUACACAGCUCUGUCAGGUUAACCCCCCCCCCCAAACAAUAUUUUAAUAUUCAGAAUCUUGGUAAGGUCAUUCAAGGAAAAAAAGUAUGUUGGGCCUUGCUUUGCUUGUUGUCAAUCUGCUGCAUAACUGGUAUCGGCCGGAUUAGACUCUUACCGGGUGCAUGCUAGCAGUUAUAGUUCAGUAACUAGUUGUUUUGCUUUCUUGUCAUACUCUUUAUGAUCACAGUAGAAGGAGGGAGGAAAGUUUGCGCCAAUGCUUUUCUAUAGAUGUGACUACACAAAAGCACAGAAAUAUAUAUUGUAUAGAACUUUUGACCAACUCUAAAUAAUUUUGUCUUAGUGUUCUUUUUAUCCCAUCUGUUUGUUGUGCUCUGUUUCCCAGCAUCCUUAGCCAUCUGAUAGAUAAAGGUAAUGGGGAGUUGCAGUUCCAGCUGGAGGGCAACAAGCUCAGUAUGCAAACUUUGGAACAUAACUACAAUGUGCCACGUUUUGAAAACCUACAGUAACCGUUUCUCUUUGUGCCAGACUAUCAAAUCCACUUUAACCCAUUUUGAUAAACUGGGACUUUUUACUAGGCAAUUUGUUUUUAAACUGAGAUUUGCAUAAUUACAGCAUUGGAAUACCUGACUGAACCAGUGAAUCAGUUUAUGGUAGAAAUGUGAUGGGUGGAAUUAAUGUGUAGUUUAUGAUAACUUCUAAGCUGUCCCUCCAAAUCAUUUUGUCUCUGUAAUUUUGCCUGAGGUGCAUCUUUGUGUAUGCACACAGACUUUUAACUGUGAAAGGAAGCAGGACUGCAGGCUGGUAUGUCCGAAAUGAUCUAUAUUUAUAAAUAUAUAUAUAUGUGUGUGUGUGUUUGUAUUUAUUUGUUUGUCUUUUUUUUCCUAGCAUCUAGAUGCCCAGAAAUGAAUAACCUUACUGCCAUUCACUUUUUAGUAGAGCUGUUUUCAUUAUUUAAGUAAGUCUCUGUUGCUUUUUAUAAGCCAUCUUUAUAUCCCACAUACUAGCCGUAAUAACUUUCUAUAAUGUAAUUUUAACCCAUCCCUAUAACACCACAGAGCUCCCUACAACAUUCAAUUUCACUUCUUUAUAAACCUUUUUUUGCAGCACCUUUGCUUUUGGUGCCUUCUAUAAUAUCCCCUGCUAUUCUGUACUGCUUGGCACUCACAUCUUUGCUGAAACUAAUUAAGGAGCACCUUUUUGUUUUUCCUAUACCUUAAUUUUAGUACCAUGAAGGUCAGUAUACACCCGUUUUAAAUACAAGCCAAAUAAAUAGGGG